UUGGUGCUGGUGCUGGGUGACCUGCACAUCCCCCAUCGCUGUAACAGCCUCCCGGCCAAGUUCAAGAAGCUGCUGGUGCCUGGCAAGAUCCAGCACAUCCUGUGCACAGGGAACCUCUGCACCAAGGACACCUAUGACUACCUCAAGACCCUGGCUGGGGACGUCCAUGUUGUCAGAGGGGACUUUGAUGAGAACCUGAAUUAUCCUGAGCAGAAGGUUGUGACUGUUGGACAGUUCAGAAUUGGGCUGAUUCAUGGCCAUCAGGUGAUCCCCUGGGGUGACAUGGCCAGCCUGGCCCUGCUGCAGAGGCAGUUCGAUGUGGACAUCCUCAUUUCAGGGCACACACACAAAUUUGAGGCAUUUGAACAUGAAAAUAAAUUCUAUAUCAACCCAGGAUCAGCUACAGGAGCCUACCAUGCCUUAGAGAACAACAUCAUUCCUUCAUUUGUGCUGAUGGACAUCCAGGCUUCUACAGUAGUUACAUAUGUCUAUCAACUAAUUGGAGAUGAUGUGAAGGUAGAAAGAAUUGAGUACAAGAAAUCCUAAACAAUGUUUUUGCUUGUCUGGUAUUUUUACCAUCUCCUUCUGAACUGCAAGUUCCAAACUUGCUUGCUCGUUUACAGCCCUGCACUGUCUCUAACAGCUCAACAAUGUAACUUCUUGUCAUGAAUUUAAACAACCUUGUGUUUGCUUUUCUCUGUAUGAUUUGUAAAAUAUUCCAUGAAGAUAACUGUCUGAAUACUGUUCCUUAAUGUAAUAAACUCCACUUCAUAGAAAAGCUGAGCCUGGUGAGUGCUGUUGGGAGGAAUGCAGCAGUUGUGGGGGUUUGGGGUUCCCCUUCCAAGGGGCUGGAACAGAGAUGGAGGGCUCUGGGAUGGGUUUGCUCCAGAAUCCAGUUUCUAUUGAAAUGUCCCAAUUUAACAUUCUCAGCUAAGCUCAAGGAGUAAAAUGGUUUCAUAGACUCUGGAAGGAUUACAAUUACCUUGUAAUUUAGUAGAGUUUGAGUCUUUCUCUGAUCAAAGCACUUUCAGCUCUCUCUGUGCUUCCCUGAGUGAUGAUCUCACUCAAUCCAUAACCAGUGAGGUUUUCCUUAUUUGUGCUCACAUCUGACUCCAUUUUGUGCUCUUUGCUCCAUGCACAGAGCUGUCAGUGAUGGAAUUCCAUCUCUGUGGAAUUCCAUGUGACUCUUAAAGCUGCUGAGGAGAAAUCUGGGUUGUUCCAGGGCAGCACCCUGUGGCUGCUCAGCUCCCCUUUCUCACAACUGCUGUGACUUUCCAACAAAACAGAUUUUUAUCUUUGCCUCUCCCAGCAGAAUGUUUAGGAUGGGGGCAGUUCCCUUGGCCUUUGAGUUAUGACUUUUCCAUCAGCUGGAACACUUCUUUCUGUGUCAUGAGCUGAAUAAAUGACUCAUUUCUAUUCCAAAUAAAUCUGCUUUGCCCUGGA
Messenger RNA from Zonotrichia albicollis (white-throated sparrow), 1443 nucleotides. The record is from RefSeq and is a predicted model, not a curated record. Lineage: Eukaryota; Metazoa; Chordata; Aves; Passeriformes; Passerellidae.